GGAGACCCAGGGCCAGCGUCCAUAACCCCGGUACCGGUCCCGGUUCCAUUCCCAGUCCCAUUCCUGGUGCCAGUUCCAGUGACCCAGGGCCGGUGUAAAUAACCCCGGUACCGGUUCCAGUCCCAGUGCCGGUCUAGGUUCCAGUUUCAGUUCCAGUCCCAGUUACGGUGCCGAUUCCGGUGACCCAGUCCCGGUGCCCGUAACCCCGGUACCGGUUCCAUUCGUGAUCCCAGUCCCGGUUCCAGUCCUGGUUCCGGUGACCCAGGGCCAGCGUCCAUAACCCCGGUCCCGGUGCCGGUUCCGUUCCCGGUUCCAUUCCCGGUGCCAGUUCUGGUUCGGGUGACCCAGUACCGGUGUCCGUAACCCCGUUCCGGUCCCAUUCCCGUCCCCGUGCCCUCCCCGCCAUGUACUCGGCGGGCGCGGCGGGCGCGGUUCCGUCCCGGCGCCGUGGCGCGGCGCUGCCCAAGCAGCCGGAGCGCAGCCUGGCGUCGGCGCUGCCGGGCGCCCUGGCCAUCACCGCGCUCUGCACCGCGCUGGCCGAGCCCGCCUGGCUGCGCAUCCACGGCGGCACCUGCGCCCGCCAGGAGCUGGGCGUGGCCGACGUGCUGGGCUUCGUGCAGCCCGAGCUGCUCCGAGAUUUCUGCAUGAACCCACAGACGGUGCUGCUGCUCAGGGUCAUUGCUGCUUUCUGCUUCCUGGGCAUCCUGUGCAGCCUCGGCGCUUUCCUGCUCGACGUCUUCGGGCCCAAACACCCGGCCCUGAAAAUCACCCGGCGCUACGCCUUCGCCCACAUCCUCACAGUCCUGCAGUGCGCCACGGUGAUCGGCUUCUGCUACUGGGCCUCGGAGCUGCUCCUGGCGCAGCAGCAGCAGCACAAGAAGUACCACGGCUCGCAGGUCUUCGUCACCUUCGCCGUCAGCUUCUACCUGGUGGCGGGCGCGGGCGGCGCCUCCAUCCUGGCCACGGCCGCCAACCUGCUGCGGCACUACCCCAGCGAGGAGGAGGAGCAGGCGCUGGAGCUGCUCUCCGAGAUGGAGGAGGCCGAGCCCUACGGGCCCGACUACGAGGUGGUCAACCAGUUCCAGCCGCCGCCCGCGUACACGCCGUGA
This is a messenger RNA of Melozone crissalis (California towhee), 1109 nucleotides long. It is a transcript of the gene TMEM127, whose product is annotated as transmembrane protein 127. NCBI's taxonomy places the organism in Eukaryota, Metazoa, Chordata, Aves, Passeriformes, Passerellidae. The record is from RefSeq and is a predicted model, not a curated record. Gene Ontology annotation, biological process: negative regulation of cell population proliferation; negative regulation of TOR signaling. Gene Ontology annotation, cellular component: membrane. The transcript is spliced from 3 exons. The coding region runs from base 405 to 1109 and encodes 234 amino acids.